This is a messenger RNA of Fusarium fujikuroi IMI 58289, 1275 nucleotides long. RefSeq lists its product as uncharacterized. The transcript is spliced from 5 exons. NCBI's taxonomy places the organism in Eukaryota, Fungi, Ascomycota, Sordariomycetes, Hypocreales, Nectriaceae. The record is from RefSeq and is a predicted model, not a curated record. Bases 1 to 1275 code for a protein of 424 amino acids.
AUGGACGGCCUCUCAGUAGCCGCAUCCUGCAUCGCUAUGAUCCAAGCUGCGGAUCAGACCUACAAGAUCAUAUCGCAGUUUCUGAAGGAUCUGGUGCUUAAUGGCUGUAACUUUGUGGAUAGGGAUUUGACAAAUAUCACUAAGAGAGACAUCCACGAGAUUGUCUCAAGCUGCUUGGCAGUGGCUAGCGACAUUGAUGAUGUUCUCUCAGGCCACCAAGGAAAGCUGGUGUCACUGAGUUGGGCCACUAGAGGCAAACGAAAAGUCGCGACGUCCAAAGUGCUUCUAGAAACAAAUCGUCGGGCACUCAGUCUGGCUGUCGAUAACAUCACGCUAGCUACCGCCCAGAAUAUUAAGCAGGAUACAGCCAAUAUUCUGGGUGACACUACGCACAUGAGAGGUGAUAUUCACGACUUGGUUUCAAGGAUUAGGAACCUCGAAGUGAUGGUGGCAGACAAAGAUCCUGACGAUCCACGUAAAUAUGUACUGAUGCGCUAUCUCAACGAUUUAUCCUCCGUUGCUAAAUCUUUCUCCUCCAUAACCAUUGAGAUACAGAAGCUGACAAGAAUCAAAAGUUUGUUAGAAGAUAUUGCUUCUCUUGAUACUUCGAGAAAGACAUCUCCAGAUGCGAACACCAAUAAGAACGAACCUAAAUUCUCUGCCCUUCCCAAGCCGGGCAGCAUCUCGGAAGCAAUAACGGAUCAAAAACUUCCCAUUGAGCCUACAGAUAGCUUGAAAAAGAGCCAGAUCGAGAUCCUUACAACAGACGCCUCGCUUCUCCUUGCAAGGAUAAAAACAACUACAGGAGAGCCUGGUAGACUCCUGUUACCGGUAUAUCAUGAGCAAGAUGAGAUAGCCAUCGCUGGUCUUGUUCCUGGAAGCAGCACCAGGGUUUUGGCCAUAAGGUUCCCUAGUAAUGCUCAUCCCGAGGACGUUAUAAUCACUGGGCAGGAGCUGUCAUGCUCUGGUUCUGAUGCUCAGAAGCUCCCUCAUCGUCUACGAGAGAAACAAGCAUAUACUUACAGAAGAGUUUGUUCCGAUGGAAAAGGUAUAAUCUCUGAAGACAGAUGGCUCAUACAGACCAAGGCUAUAGAUGCUUAUGGGGAGUUCAUAAGACAGAUAUACUCUAUGCGUGCGAUUCAACUGGUUCCGGAGUGGCCACAGCAAUUGAAUGUAUUUUUACCAAACUUCGAUCAGUGGCUACGUAUGCGAAAAGGCAAAGGCGAAGACAAUAGGAAAUCUCGCAUAUACUUUGAGACAUUUGAGCUUGAAUAG